AUGGCAGCAAUACGAGAAAACUGGUGGGUGCCUCAUCUGCGCUCCAAAGUGAAGAAAGUUAUAAAGAAAUGCAACACGUGUAAAGUCUUCUCAGCUAAGCCGUAUGGAGCACCGACGACGGCCCCGUUACCGGAGUUUAGAACCAACGAAAGUAAACCAUUCCAAGUUACAGGGGUGGAUUUCGCAGGGCCCUUGAUUUGCAAAGUGGGAAAGAACGAGACCGAGAAAUGUUACGUGGUUGUAUUUACAUGCGCAACAUCGAGAGCACUUCACCUCGAACUAACACAUUCACAGACAGCCGAAGAGUUCCAAGAAAAACUAAAUUCCUUUAUCACAAGAAGGACAAGACCUCGGCGAAUAGUCUCAGACAACGCGACAGUAUUCAAAGCAACAGCGUCGUGGAUAAAGAGAAUAAGGAAGAGCGAAAAGUUGCAUAACUAUCUGGCUACCCAAGAGAUCCACUGGACAUUUAACCUUGCGAAAUCUCCAUGGUGGGGAGGGAUCUACGAACGCUUGAUACAAGAGUUGAAGAAAACCCUGUACAAGACCCUGGGCAAAACACACCUGACAUACCACCAACUUCAAACGGUUAUAAUGGAUAUCGAACGAAAUCUGAACAAUCGCCCACUGACUUAUGUUGAAAGCGAUCAUAGCGAAGAACAAGUUCUGACACCGAACGUGAUCCUCUGGGGACAAAAUGCAUGCACGAUCGAACCUGAUGAAACCUUUGAUGACGAAAUAAGUAAAGUACAAAAACGGUUAGAAGUCGCGAAACAACAUGCGUGGUCAAGAUGGCGAAAAGAAUAUGUGCACGGACUAAUGGAAUAUCACCGAGUUAACAAGAGCCGUAACGAAGUACCACAGAUUGGGGAGGUUGUCCUUAUUGUGGGUGAAAAAAAUAGAGGGAAAUGGAUGAAGGGGAGAGUCAUUAAAUACGUCACAGGGAAGGACAGAGUCAUCCGAGGAGCGAUAUUGUUGCACAAGGGGAACCACAUAGAGCGUCCGAUCCAAUUACUCUGUCCCUUAGAGAUUCGAAGUCCACUACAUGAAACGGAAGUACACAACGCAAGUACUGAAGAAGUCGGGGAAACACGAGAGAACCGGAAGAAGAGGCAGGCUGCAAAAGAUGCCGAACAAAGGAUUAAGGAAUGUUUACAGCAAGACGAUGAGUAG
Messenger RNA from Dendronephthya gigantea, 1173 nucleotides. RefSeq lists its product as uncharacterized. Lineage: Eukaryota; Metazoa; Cnidaria; Anthozoa; Malacalcyonacea; Nephtheidae. The record is from RefSeq and is a predicted model, not a curated record. The transcript has a single exon. Bases 1 to 1173 code for a protein of 390 amino acids. Gene Ontology annotation, biological process: DNA integration. Gene Ontology annotation, molecular function: nucleic acid binding.